AAGAUGUAGGGGAAUCAUGACAAGGUUGUUUGGGAACCUCUUGGCGCUGCAGCACGUCGCGUUCGCGUUGAUAUCCAUUUUCUGUUAAAGUCUCGUGUUGAGUAGAAGCGACACACGGAAACAAGCCGCUAAAUCAAGCUGUAUCACCACGUGGAAUAAUACAUCAUGGCGAAAUCGAAAGCUAAUGGUACUGUGGCUGCAGUGAAGCCCAACCCAGCAGAUAAAUUCAAGAAGGGCAAGAAGGGUGCUGUGGUGGCCAAGGCCCCUGCUGCUCCUUCAACUCCUAAAGCAAUUCUUAACGCCAAACCGAAGGGCAAGAAGGGCGCUAAUAUUAAGGCAAAGCAACCAUCUUCAGAGGAAGAUAGUGAUGAUGAUGAUGAGGACGAAGAGGAUUCUGAGGAGGAACAGACCGCCAAUGGAAAUGGAAAGGCCAAGGAAGUUGAAAGUGAAGAUGAUGACGAUGACGAUGAUGAGGAGGAGGAGGUACCAGUAGCCAAAACAAAAGCUGCGCCUAAAAGUGCCAAAGCUAAGGAAGAAAGUAGUGAUGAGGAUGAUGAUGAUGAUGAUGAGGAGGAGGAGGAGGAAGAAGAAGAAAAACCCGUCUCUAAAGUACCUGCUAAGGCUACCCCUAAAGCUGCUGCUAAGAAAGCAGAAUCAUCUGAAGAAGAAGAAUCAAGUGAGGAGGAGGAGGAUGAUGAGGAAGAGAAACCUAAGGGUGAAUCACCCAGAAAAGCUAGCCCACCAUGCACAGAAGACUUCCUACAAGAAGAACCCGCGUUCAAACCCAGAGGAAGAGAUUCGUUUAAUAAUUCCGGUGCUAGCUCUUUCAGAAUAUUCGUUGGCUACAUUCCUGAUGCUCCCAAUCAUGACGCUCUCAUGAAUCACUUAGGAGUCAAUGAAAAUGAGCUAAAUGACAUGCACAUCAUGAAGCCACGCUUUGAUGAAGCUCCCCGGCCAAAGGGCUACUGCCACAUGGAAGUAGCGGAUGAGCAAACCUUCAAGGCUGUUUUGGAGAAGAACGACACCGUGUUUGAAGGCUGCAAGCUUGUCGUGGAAGCUGCAAGACCACGCGAAAGCGGCGGCGGUGGCCGUGGAGGUGGUUUCGGUGGCCGUGGAGGCGGUGGUGGAUUUGGAGGCCGAGGUGGUGGAAGAGGUCGCGGUGGAUUCGGUGGCGGCAGAGGUCGUGGUGGAUUCGGAGACCGAGGAGGACGUGGUGGAUUUGGAGAUCGCGGACGUGGUGGCCGCGGAGGUGGUUUCCGAGGCGGUGACCGCGGAGGGCGAGGAGGCUUCAGGAAAAGCUUUGACGGAGAAGGUGGACCUCAAAAUAAGAAAAUGAAAUUCGAUGAUUAAUCUGAUUAAGCAUUUAAAAUAAACAACUAUAUUCCUAGCUCUGAACGAAA
Messenger RNA from Cloeon dipterum, 1400 nucleotides. Its product is annotated as nucleolin-like. Gene Ontology annotation, molecular function: nucleic acid binding. Bases 166 to 1350 code for a protein of 394 amino acids. Lineage: Eukaryota; Metazoa; Arthropoda; Insecta; Ephemeroptera; Baetidae. The transcript has 7 exons. The record is from RefSeq and is a predicted model, not a curated record.